GUGAGGAGACGCGACGUGCGAAAUGACGGCUAUCAAGAAGGAUGAAGACGCCGAUGUCGAGAAAACGUCGCAAAAGAUGCCCACCGUGGUAUCUCCGAUCCUACAACAGAGCUGUAUGUUCGGGAUCAGACAUCUGCAAACGUUGCUACUUUUCCUGGCCAUGACCAUCGGGUACACUCUCAGGGUUGGAAUGUCAGUUGCCGUGGUUCCAAUGGCGAAUUCGAGUACCGCGAAUCCAAAUAUCGAGGAUUUUGGUUGGAACAAACAAGAGAAAGAUUUGGUGCUCAGCUCGUUCUUCUGGGGCUACGUGGUGACACAGGUGCCGAGUGGCUACUUGGCCAAUAUCUGGAGUGGUCAGAAGAUUCUCUGCAUCGGAAUGUUUGUCUGCGGAAUUUUCAAAAUUAUUACGCCGGUCGUCGCUCAUUAUGGAGGUCUGCCGGCUGUCCUGGUUUGCAGGGUAGGCAUGGGUCUCGCUCAGGCUUGUCUAUUACCUUGCAUUCAAACCCUUCUCGCCAAGUGGGCACCGCCCGAAGAAAGGGCACGGCUGGGAACAUUCGCUUAUGCGGGUGGUCAGUUUGGCACAAUAAUCGCUAUGCCGAUUGCUGGAGUUCUCGCAGAAUCGAGUGUUGGUUGGCCCAGUAUCUUUUAUCUAUUCGGUACAUUAUCGAUCAUCUGGAGCGUAGUAUACUAUUAUUUGGGAGCAGACUCACCGUCCAACCAUCGCAGUAUUUCUCAAGAGGAGAAGAUGUACAUAGAAGAACAAUUAAAAACAACUGAAGCGAAAAGCGAUGAUGAAGUCAAGAAAAAGAUGAAAACACCGUGGAAGGCGAUGUUCACCUCAGUGCCUAUGUGGGCUCUCAUAAUAGUUCACUGCGGACAAAAUUGGGGGUAUUGGACUCUAUUGACAGAAAUACCAAGUUACAUGACAGGCGUGUUGAAUUUUAAAAUUCAGGCGGGCGGUAUAUUUUCCGCUCUGCCAUACUUGGCAAUGUGGAUUCUGAGCUUCCCUAUGAGCUGGUUCUCUGAUUACGCGUUGAAGAAGAAUGUGUCUAGGGCUGUAGUCAGAAAGAUUUCCAACACAGUGGCCCAUUGGGGUCCGGCUAUAGCCCUGGCAUGUAUGAGCCUCGCACCCACUGAUGAUUAUACUUGGGCCGUUGUCAUCCUUGUCAUAGCAGUAGGUCUAAAUGCUGGAUCUUUAUGCGGCUUCCAAAUCAAUCAUAUUGAUCUUAGUCCAAACUUCGCCGGGACCAUGAUGUCUGUUACCAAUUGUUGUGCCAGCGUUAUCUCCAUUAUCGCGCCGUUAAUAAGUGGUGUGAUUGUGUCCGACGAGAGCAGCGCGUUUCAAUGGAACAUCGUGUUUUAUGUCUCAGCAGCAAUUUACUUCCUGGGUAAUUUAGUAUUUAUAAUAUUUGGUAAGGGCGAGGUGCAAUGGUGGAAUGAUUCAGAGGCACAACCGCCAACAAAAAAACAAAGAGGAGACGAAGAGAACGAAAUGCGGAAGUUCAUCAUCAUGGCGUCUCUACGGAGGAAGAGGGUCUCCGUAGUAUCUCUUUCGGAAAGAAUGAAAGUCCCAUCGAACAAACCAUCAGCAUGGUUCGGAUGUAGACAUGGUCAGGUGGGACUCAUGGGCCUAGGAUUCUUUUGUUGUUAUGCUAUCCGAGUAACGACGUCAGUAACCUUGGAGGCGAUGACCAAUGCAGCCAGUGCCAAUCCUAAUUUCGAGGAGUUCCACUGGGAGGAAUCAGUGAAGCACAUAAUCCUCAGCUCUUUCUUCUGGGGCUAUACCAUCACGCAAAUACCUGCCAGCAUUCUCACUCAGAAAUGGACUGCUCAGGGUUUGUUUUCGAUGACCCUAGUUAUCUCCGGAUUGCUGACUAUCGCCACUCCCAUGGCCGCUCAUUAUGGCGGCUGGCAGAUGGUGAUCGCUUGCAGGGUAAUGUGCGGCCUCGUCCAGGGUGCCGUUCUACCGUGUCUGCACACCUUGCUGUCUAGGUGGUCGCCGCCUGAAGAGCGUGGUAGACUCUCAACGUUCGUUUAUUCCGGCGGCUGGAUCGGCAACGUAAUAUGCUUAUUAAGUACCGGCUUCCUUGCGGCAUCAUCCAUCGGCUGGCCUAGCUGUUUUUACGUUUGGGGAAGUCUUGGCGUCCUCACCGGCAUCUGUUUCUAUUUGCUCGGGCAGGAUUCACCCUCCGAACAUCCCAGAAUAUCUCUCGAUGAAAAGGAAUACAUUGAGACGAGUCUGGGAAUAACCGAGAUCAACGAGAAACCCUCCACUCCGUGGAAGUCCAUAUUAGGGAGCUUGCCGGUCUGGGCAUUACUGAUGGCGCAAUGCGGACAAUCCUGGGGCUUCUGGAUGCUGCUGACGGAAAUCCCAUCCUACAUGAGUUCGAUUAUGCGCUUUGAUAUCAAGAAGAAUGGUAUGAUGACGGCAUUGCCUUACUUAUCAGCGUGGCUCAUCAGCUUUCCAAUCAGCCAUAUAUCCGAUCUAUGCAUCAGGAAAAAAAUUGUGACAACGAAGAUGUCCCGGAAGAUUUGCAAUACAAUUGGUCAUUGGGUACCGGCAGCCGCGCUGGUCGGGUUGGGUUACGUGGGGCAGGACCAGCCGGAAUUGGCCGUGGGUAUCCUCGUCAUCGCCGUAUCGUGCAACAUCGCUGCUUUUUGCGGCCAUAACAUUAAUCACAUGGACCUUAGUCCGAACUUCGCUGGCCCGCUCAUGGGAUUUACAAAUACUAUUGCAUCUGCCUGCGGCAUUCUCGCACCGCUGAUCGCUGGGGUGAUCAUCAAGGAUUCGACCAACAUAUUGCAAUGGCGAAGCGUGUUCUUUCUGUCGGCCGUAAUAUACACGGUGGGCAAUCUAAUCUUCAUCCUAUUCGGCACCAGCGAGGUGCAAAAGUGGAAUGAUCCAAUUGAAAGCAAGAAGGAUAGCGUUGUGCGAAAAGUAUCGACAAUGCCGGUGACCAUCGCGACAAUACAGGAAAAGGAAGACGAGAGAAUUCCAUGA
Messenger RNA from Trachymyrmex septentrionalis, 3001 nucleotides. RefSeq lists its product as uncharacterized. Gene Ontology annotation, biological process: transmembrane transport; monoatomic anion transport. Bases 23 to 3001 code for a protein of 992 amino acids. The transcript has 14 exons. Lineage: Eukaryota; Metazoa; Arthropoda; Insecta; Hymenoptera; Formicidae. Gene Ontology annotation, cellular component: plasma membrane. Gene Ontology annotation, molecular function: transmembrane transporter activity. The record is from RefSeq and is a predicted model, not a curated record.